Molecule: messenger RNA, 1536 nt
Organism: Zingiber officinale
Lineage: Eukaryota; Viridiplantae; Streptophyta; Magnoliopsida; Zingiberales; Zingiberaceae
Exons: 9
Coding region: 1-1536 (511 amino acids)
Source: RefSeq, a predicted model, not a curated record
AUGGCUAACAAGUUGUCAAUGCAUAAUGCAGGAAUUGCAUCAUUGAAGAACUUAACAAGAUUCUGGAAUUGUAUCUCUUCAUUGCUUUGUGGAAACUAUGACAUCUCGUGGAAAAAAGAGUACAAGAAAGGGAAUUCAGUAAUGGAAUCUCAAGAGACCGAAACAACAAGAACUUCAAGAGGUCGCACUCGUUUGGAUAAGCUGGUUAGGCAAAGGGCCCACGGAAUUAGAAAGGAUAUAAAAUUCAAUAAAUUUGGACAGCCAAUAGGAGACUUUGCUAGUGAAAUGCAAAGUUAUAUCGGCAUUCUCGCUCGGGAAAAGGUUAGGAUAAGUUACAAGUCAUGGAAGCAAGUUCCAAGUGGCGUUAAGGAUUUAAUAUGGGAAUCAGUUAAUUUGAGUUACAAUGUUGACCCCAGAUGGAAAAAGGGGUGUUUGAAUUCGGCAAAUAGUAAGUGGCGGCAAUAUAAAGCUCUCCUCACUCAUAAGUUUAUUUUUAGCAAGCUUGCUAAACCGGAAGAGUUGAAAGAACCACCAAUUGGGUAUGGUAUUACACGAGAUGAUUGGAGUGCGUUUGUAAUCAGUCGCAUGUCGGACGACUUCAAGAAAGUAAGUGAUGAGCAAAAGAAGAGAAGAAAGCAGAAUGUAUACCCACAUCGGCUUGCCCGUAAAGGUUAUGCUCGUUUUGCUGAUGAAAUAGGAGAUGAAUUAUGUGAUGAUGAAGAGAUUAAUCGAGCGAUUAUUUGGAAGAAAGGACAGAUGAAUAAGAAGGGGCAAUUUGAAGGCGAUGAUUUGAAAAUGGCAAUAGAAAAGAUUGAUGAUUAUGUGCAACAAAAACGGGAGGGUAAGUUGCACUUAGAAGAGGCAAACACGGAUAUCCUUUCAAAAGCACUUUCAUCUGAGGAGCAUUCUGGGCGUGUGAGGGGUGUUGGAGGAUAUGUCACUCCAACAUUCUAUUUUAAUGUUGGCAGCAUAGUGCAGAAACACCUUGUUGAUGAGCAGUUUAUCCUUCAACAAAAAGAGUUGAUGGAGGCAAAGAUAUUAAUCUCACAACAAAAUGCACGCAUAUCAAAUCAAGAUGAACGCAUACAGAAACUUGAAGCAAUGUUCAGAAAGGGUGCAUGCGACUUAGAUACGGAUGAAAAAGGUAGUUGCUCAGUAAAGUUGCAUCCCAUGAGUGACGAAAAUAUCAAAAUUGAAAAGUGUGUCCCAAAUAUUGAAAUUUUGGAUGAUGAUGACAUGCAAAUUUUGAACAAUGAUGAUUUCUUCCAGGGUAAACCGGUUGCAUUGACAUUGGGUUCUAAGAGCAAUAUUGUUGCCUAUGGUACAAUUGUUCAUGUCAAUGCGGUUGGUAAAUUACUUCAUGGUGUUCCAUUACCUAUUAAUUGUAUGCGUGUCUCCAUUGAUAAGGCUGUGGAUGAAUUAGCACAAUUGUCAUGUCCAAUUCCAAAUCAAUGUGAUACAAUUGGUGAUGCUAUUGGAACACAUGUGGGAUGGCCGGCUAACUUGGUAGUUAUGCAAGAUGAGUGCUCUAAAUGA